Messenger RNA from Cinclus cinclus, 1215 nucleotides. It is a transcript of the gene CHCHD2, whose product is annotated as coiled-coil-helix-coiled-coil-helix domain containing 2. Gene Ontology annotation, molecular function: sequence-specific DNA binding. Gene Ontology annotation, cellular component: nucleus; mitochondrion. The record is from RefSeq and is a predicted model, not a curated record. The transcript is spliced from 3 exons. The coding region runs from base 380 to 790 and encodes 136 amino acids. Gene Ontology annotation, biological process: mitochondrion organization; positive regulation of transcription by RNA polymerase II. NCBI's taxonomy places the organism in Eukaryota, Metazoa, Chordata, Aves, Passeriformes, Cinclidae.
GAAACCGUAGCCGCACGUCUCGUGUGGCGCCCCCCGCCAGAACACCACAGCCCUAUGUGAGCUGGGGAAUAACCAGGCAGAAAGAAGCCUGUAAUCCUGAUUGUGUCUUGCAUAAGACGCUUACCAGAACACCGAGUUCAUUGCUUCAGCCUGCAACAGGGGUGUGUGAAAUCCCAGCGUGAUCUUGGCGCCUCCUGUGCAGCGCCACGAGUCGCACUCGGCGGUUCCUGUGUGUCCUUUCCAGCUCGGGACAUUGUGUGCCUCGCAGGAGGAACGGUGCCUUCCUGGCCCUGCAGCCACGUGCCCGGCCCGCUUUGGGAUGAUGAUGAUGAUGAUGAAGUGAUGUUUCUCUUUGUGUCCCUGCAGCCGGGCACCCCCGAUGAGAGCCGCGUCUCCCUCACCGGCUCCUCGGGCCUCUGUCCCCGCAGCAGCUCCGCCUUCUGCCGUGGCGACCCCGGCACCGAAGCAGCCAGGGCUGAUGGCCCAGAUGGCCACAACUGCUGCCGGGGUGGCUGUGGGCUCGGCCGUGGGACACACCAUCGGCCAUGCCAUCACCGGAGGAUUUAGUGGAGGAGGCAGCUCCGAGGCUGCCAGGCCUGAUAUCACUUACCAGGAGCCCCAGGCUGCCCAGCAGCAGCAGCAGUAUGGUCCUUGCCACUAUGAGAUGAAACAAUUCCUGGAGUGUGCCCAGAACCAGACUGACCUCAAGCUGUGUGAGGGCUUCAGUGAGGUGCUCAAACAGUGCAGGGUGUCCAAUGGUAAGUACACAGUGCUGACAGGCAGCUAUUAAAUGGAAUAAUCACAAUAAAAUGAUCAUGGGAAUGAUGUCCUGGGGGUUUGAUGCGGCUGGUGGAGUGAUGAAGGUGCUCUGAAAUCAGGUAAAGCAGCUGCUGUUCUGUUGGGCUUCGAGCUUGGGUCCUGUAUGUGCAGCUGGAGUGGAGAGAGGGUGAAUUCCUGAUGCUUUGUGCAGGUGCAUGGAUUGAAGAUGACUGGAAAAGUGGCAGCAGCACAUUUGGGGCAUUAGCAGAGCUCUAAGGACAGCAAAACCAUCCUCUCCUGGGAGGAAGGAGGCAGCUGUGCAUCAGUGCUGGUAUCUGCAGUUUAGCAUAUGCCAGCAAAUGCAUGAGGGAAGGGGGAGCACCCUUAGAAAUCUGUCUUAGGGCAAGGAAAACACCUUCCAUUCAGAGAUCCAAAACUCACUGACAUAACUCCUUC